Molecule: messenger RNA, 987 nt
Organism: Meira miltonrushii
Lineage: Eukaryota; Fungi; Basidiomycota; Exobasidiomycetes; Exobasidiales; Brachybasidiaceae
Product: putative CMK1-Ca2+/calmodulin-dependent ser/thr protein kinase type I
Exons: 1
Biological process (GO): cellular response to oxidative stress; protein phosphorylation
Molecular function (GO): calcium/calmodulin-dependent protein kinase activity; ATP binding
Source: RefSeq, a predicted model, not a curated record
AUGGGAUUGCAUAACCCGUUGGCAAGACAGCCGCCUUCAUACGUAAAGAAGAAAGAAUACACGUUCAAAAAAACUUUGGGUGAAGGUACUUUCGGUAUCGUUAGGGCAGCUACUUGGAAUGCAGCAGAUCCACCAAUCAAUGUGGCAGUAAAAGUGAUCGCCAAAAAGAGCUUGAAAGGACAUCAUGAAAUCGUUCAAGGUGAGAUGGAUGUCUUGAAAGGUCUUGAUCAACCACAUGUCGUCAAAUUCUUGGAUUGGUUCGAAUCAAAGGAUAAAUUUUAUUUGGUUUUCGAAGAGGCAACGGGAGGAGAGUUGUUCGACCGAAUCAUCAGUCGCGGCAGAUUCACAGAAGCAGAUGCAUGCAAUACCAUCAGAGCAGUCUUGAGCGCAAUUCAGUAUUUGCAUCAUCAUCAUAUCGUACACAGAGACGUGAAGCCAGAAAAUAUCCUAUACCGAACGAAGGAAGAAGAUGCAAACGUUGUUUUGGUCGACUUUGGUAUCGCUAGACAUCUGUCGAACGAUGACGAAGUGUUGACAAACGUUUGCGGAUCUUUCGGAUACUGUGCUCCCGAAAUCUUGUCCAAGAAGGGACAUGGAAAAGCAGUAGACCUUUGGAGUUUGGGAGUGAUCACAUACACAAUGCUUUGUGGUUAUACUCCCUUCCGGUCAGACGAUCCAGAUGUUCUGGCAGCAGAAACGCAGCGGGGCAAGAUUGAAUUCCAUGAUCGUUAUUGGAAGAAUGUUUCAGCAGAAGCAAAGGAUUUCGUCAAGCAAUGCUUAAUGGUUGACCCUAGCAAACGGAUCACAGCUGAUGAUGCAAUGAGACAUCCAUGGUUGGCCGAAAAGAAAGGAGAAACGGAAGUUUCUCACGAUAUCUCUAUUGGAUUACGUGAGAAUUACAGACAACGUUGGAAGACGGCAAUCAAUGCCGUUCGUGCUUCGACAAAAUUCAGAACAUUUGCUGCUUUGGCAGCUGAUAAUAAGGCC